Erythranthe guttata (spotted monkey flower) is the source of this 2480-nucleotide messenger RNA. The record is from RefSeq and is a predicted model, not a curated record. NCBI's taxonomy places the organism in Eukaryota, Viridiplantae, Streptophyta, Magnoliopsida, Lamiales, Phrymaceae.
AUGGGGAGAGUGAGGGAUCUUGAAAAAGCCAUACGUCGCUUUUGGUGGGGAAAUGGAUCGAACAAGGGCAUACAUUUGGUCUGUUGGGAGAAGAUGUGUACGGCAAAAGAAUAUGGCGGUAUGGGAUUUCGAGAUCUUCGAUCUUUCAAUUUGGCGCUACUCACGAAACAGGCAUGGAGGAUACUGACGAAUCCUAAUUCUCUCUUGGCUCGAAUUCUUUCUGCUCGUUACUUCCCACGUGGCAAUUUGUUUGAUGCCGGAAUCGGUUUUCGUCCCUCUUCCACUUGGAGAAGCAUUCGGCAGGUGAUCCCAUUUUUAAAGAAAUGUAUUCGCCGACAAAUUGGAAAUGGCCUCGAUACCUCAAUUUGGGCAGACCCAUGGCUUCGAGAUGGAAAUAAUUUCAAGGUGAUAACUAAAAGGCCUAACUACUCAGCGUUCCCGGACAAAGUAGCGGACUUGAUCGACCCUCAAUCUCAGUCUUGGAAUCUAAGCGUUGUAGAAGGGGUGUUUUGGCAGGUUGAUGUAGAGCGAAUUUUGGAAGUCCCAGUUAGUCGUGGGCUAACAAACGACAAGUGGAUUUGGCACUUUACACCGAAUGGAAAUUUUUCGGUACGGUCGUGUUAUCAUGCGAUCGUUACAUCCUCAUCGGCGCCGGAUAAUGCUGGGAUGGCUGGUGGGAAUAACGAAGAAAACGCUCGACGUUGGAAACAAAUUUGGGGUUUGUCCAUUCCACCGAAAAUACGGAUUUUUUUGUGGCGGCUCUGUGGAAAUUCGCUCCCCUCAAAUGCUGAGCUUUAUAGGAGGAAAGUGAGUAGUUCCCCAAUCUGUGGUAGGUGCAACAAUGGUAUGGAAACAACCAUGCAUGCCCUCCUUGAAUGUUGUGAUGCGGGGGUAGCAUGGACUAAUUUGUUAGGGCCACGACAUCACUGGUGGAACUUCAAAUCGAAUUGGCAAUGGCUUUCGAGUAUAUCCGAUUCCCUCAAUGAUGGUGACUUUUUGGUAGCGGUGGUACUUGCAUGGAAGCUCUGGGAAAGACGUAACAAGUCAAUCAAAGGAGAAGAAGAGUUGCAAGUCCUUGAUCUUGUGGCUUGGUGCAAAAGCUAUCUAGCAACUUACAGUACGGCGCAAUUUAGACCAAAUGAGAGCAUGCACCCGGCACACCCAAGCGUUUGGAUUCCUCCCCCCGUAGGUGUCAUAAAAAUAAAUUUUGAUGCAGCGGUGACCCAGGGGCAGUGCAAGUUUUCGAUUGGGCUGGUGACGAGAAAUUCCGACGGCGUUUGCGUCUACUGGAGGCACGUUAAUGUUCGUGGGAAAUUAAGUCCGGUUGAAGGCGAGGCUAUGGCGGCUCUCAAAGCGAUUGAACUGGCAAGAAGUAAGGGAUGGUGGUCGGUGGCUUUCGAAAGGGAUAAUAUCCAAGUUAUCACAGCACUUCAUGAAGGAAAUUGUUUUUCUUCUACUUGGAGUGCGAUCAUUGCUAGAUCGAGAUUUCGCUCAAUUACCAGGAGCAAUUUCCAGCCGUACGGUCGUGAUUUCGCCGGCGGCAAACCCACCGGAAGGUUUUCAAACGGCCGGAUCGCAACCGAUUUCAUCUCUGAGGCGUUGGGGCUCCGGCGGUCGGUUCCGGCGUACUUGGAUACUGCGUAUAAUAUUACAGAUUUUGGCAUUGGGGUCACGUUUGCUUCUGCUGGAAUUAAGGUUAUGACUUAUGAUAACGCUACUUCUCAUGUUCUCGGGGUGAUUCCUUUAUGGAGGGAAUUGGAAUACUACAAAGACUACCAAAGGAGACUAAAAGCCUAUCUUGGUGAUGCGAAAGCCUACAAUACUAUCGCCAAGGCGUUGUACAUGAUAAGUAUCGGAACGAACGAUUUUCUAGAAAAUUAUUACACAUUUAAUUCGCAGAGAAGAUCGCAGUACACGGUGGAUGCGUACCAACAAUUUCUCAUCGGAAUCGCCAAAAAAUUUGUCAUCAAUCUUCACGGCUUGGGUGCACGUAAAAUAAGCCUCAGAGGGCUACCUCCAAUGGGUUGUAUGCCCUUAGAAAGAACACGAAAUAUAUUUAAUGGAAAUGGAUGCAUUGAGAAUUAUAACAUAGUCGCCAUGAGCUUCAAUGGGAAGUUGUAUGAUUUAGUGACCAAGUUAAACAAAAAAUUACCAAGGUUACAACUGGUUUUCUCCAACCCUUAUUACAUACUUCUACAAAUAAUCACGAACCCAUCCGCAUAUGGGUAUGAUGUUUCUCAAAUGGCAUGUUGCGCAACGGGGAUGUUCGAGAUGGGAUAUGCUUGUGACGAACGCAACCCGUUUACAUGUUCCGAUGCAAACAAAUAUGUGUUUUGGGACGCAUUUCAUCCUACCGAGAAGACUAAUAGACUCGUUGCUGAUCAUUUGGUCAAGACUGCUUUGCACAAGUUCCUUUGAUACACUAGAAUGCGUGUGUGUGUGUGUGUGUGUGUGUGUGUGUGUGUGUGUGUGUGUGUGUG